GAAAGAAGCAGAUGAUAUGGCAGCUUUGAGAGCGACCAGGUGGAACUUGCUUUGUUACCGCGGCUAAACGUUUGGUUAUGAAGACACAUUGAGUCCGAGACGGCGUCAGGGCAGCUGCUCGAAAUGAUUUACUUAAUACUGAUUUCCGCGUUCUCCGGAGCAGUCCUUACGUUGAUAUUACAGUUCCUGCUGAUAUACCGGAGGAGCCCCGAGCCCGUAGGCAGGACAGUGCAGUAUGUCAAAGUAGUGCCUGAUAACGCGUUGAAGGAUUACUUUAAUACCCAACAUGCAGAAGCAGGCCAGCAGCAACAGGACAGCACACCAUCUGCUGCAUCCAAACAGCAAGAGGCCGUGUCCGGCAGGCAGCAGGAGGCGGCUGUCAGCGGCGGCAGCCCCAAACAACAGCCGCCACCGCCUUCUCAAAGCGAGCCCAGUGAUGCGGCCAAAGCCGAGACGUGCAAUUUCCUAAAUGCUAUCUUUCUGUUCUUGUUCAGGGAGCUCCGAGACACCCCUGUCGUCAGACACUGGCUCACCAAAAAGAUUAAGGUGGAAUUUGAGGAGCUGCUGCAGACCAAGACGGCGGGUCGGCUCCUGGAGGGACUCAGUCUCAGAGAUAUCUCCCUGGGCAAUUCUCUGCCCGUCUUUAAGACGGCCAGACCUCUGAAGCCGGCGCAUUUGAACGAGGACGGCAUGCCCGAGGAGCUCAACUUUGAGGUGGACCUCGAAUACAAUGGCGGCUUCCACCUGGCCAUCGACGUGGAGCUGGUGUUCGGGAAGUCUGCCUACCUGUUCGUCAAGAUGAGGCGCGUGGUGGGCCGGCUCAGGCUGCAGUUCACGCGCAUGCCCUUCUCCCAUUGGUCCUUCUCCUUCCUGGAGGACCCGCUGGUGGACUUUGAGGUGAAGUCCCAGUUCGAAGGAAGGCCGCUUCCUCAACUCACCUCCAUCAUCGUCAACCAGCUGAAACGGGUCAUCAAGAAGAAGCACACCUUACCGAACUACAAAAUCAGAUAUAAGCCCUUCUUCCCGUUCCAAGUGCAGCCUCCACUGGGUUCGACCUGUGAUUUGGAUCUGUCAGUCCAGGACAGCAGGCUGGUGGAAGGCAGACUCAGAGUCACCCUUAUUGAAUGUAGCAGACUCUUCAUCCUGGGCUCCUAUGACAGAGAAACCUAUGUUCACUGCACUCUGGAGCUGAGCAGCCACCAGUGGAAGGAGAAGACCCGCAGCUCCAUCAAACGGACGGAGGUUAUCAAAGGGCCGUGUGGAAGUGUGGGAAUGACUUUCAGGCAUGUCCCAGCCAGUGAGGGGGAUGCAGUCCACGUCAGCAUUGAGACGGUCACGCCCAACUCCCCUGCAGCUGUGGCAGACUUGCAGAAGGGUGACCGCCUCAUUGAGAUCGGAGGUGUCAAAGUGACAUCCUCAGUUCAAGUGCCCAAACUGCUGAAACAGGCCGGAGACAGGGUGGUGGUACUUUACGAAAGACCAGUUCGUCACCAGACUUCCACUUCUGGAAGCCUGGGAACUCUGCAGGAAGGGUUCGGGCAGCUAGAGGAAACAGGUUUUAUUCCUCCACCAGGAGGGUACGAGGAAGACCCAGCCCCCAUCACUACCCUCUCUGACAUAUCCGAUAGCAAAGACAUGGACUCAGAGUUUGAAGAAUUGAUUGUGGACUCUAAACCUAGCCAGGCUGGUGGCCCUAACAGCAGUGCUACAAAUACCAGUGAGACCAAGGAAGAUUUCUUACUUUCUGUAAACCAAAGCCCCAAAAGGACUGUGGCCAACUUGGCCUCUAAGCCACUUGGUUCCAUAUCACCCAUUCUCAACCGCAAGUUAAACCUGGUGGGUCUUCAGUCGCCACUAAAACCCCAGCCCAAAGAAUCACCAAAGCCCUCACCACAUAAGACCAGUAGUGAUACAGCGGAGGGUCUGCAACGCCCCACUGUCCCACCCCCACCUCCUCCCUCUCGCCCCCCAUUGCCACCAAGACCUCAGAUAAGGCUGACAUCAGCAUCCUCAGAAACCAGUCUUUUGGAAGGCAUUGAUCCUGUCACAAUUACUAAUGCUACUGUUGCUCCCACCGUGACUACCACUGUCAGCACUUCUGAAAAAUCUCCAGAAAAAGUACCACUCACUGGAGCCAAUGAGGAUAAGGCUAGCACUGAGAAGACAUGUGUUAAGCAGGCUGAAGCAAAGCAGUCCACCAAGACAGCUGAAUCAAGUGAUGAGAUGCUAGUUCUUUCCACCGCGACCAGCAGCAGCGGUAAGGUUGAUCAAGCAAAGGACAAAGCUUCAGAGAGCUCCUGCAGCACACGGGACAGUCUAGAGGACCACUCUUUCUGGGAAUCCCCAGAAACCAUGUUUCGUAGCCAGACAGCCCGCUGGCCCAAGGCCUCUGUGGUGUUUGAGGUGGAAAGCAACCAUAAGUACCUUAAUGUGGCCCUAUGGUGCAAAGAUCCCUUUAAGCUGGGUAGUUUGUUAUGCCUGGGACAUGUCAGCCUCCAGCUGGAUCAUGUAGCCCUAGAAUGUAUGACCACAUCUUCAGCAGAGUACCAGAGCGCCUUUAGGUUGGGACCUCCAGAGCCCAGGGCUAACGUCAGCCGCACUGCGCUACGCAGUCUCAGCACCCACAAGGGCUUUAAUGAGAAGUUGUGUUAUGGAGAUGUUACUUUGAACUUCUGUUAUUUAGCUGAGGGUGAGUUUGAGUAUCCAGGGGGACUGGCAGAAAGGGAGCGAGAGGGGAGCCUUCAUGACGAGGAUAUAAGGGAGAGGGAGAGAGAGAGGGAGCCUAUUCCCUCAGCACCCCGCGAUGACUUGGCCUACAGCACCUUCCAGUUGACAGAAGUUCGUCACAACUUCCAGGACACCCAGUUCCAGAACCCCACAUGGUGUGAAUACUGCAAGAAAAAGGUUUGGACCAAGGCAGCCUCUCAGUGUAUGGUUUGUACCUACGUUUGCCACAAGAAGUGCCAGGAAAAGUGCCUCGCUGAAAAUCCUUUCUGUGUGGCAGCAGCUGAACGUCGUGGAGCUGACCCUGAAGCCAAAUCCACUAUAAACCGGGCCACAACUGGCCUCACGCGCCAUAUCAUCAAUACCAGCUCCCGCCUGCUUAACCUUCGCCAGGUGCCCAAAACUCGGCUUGUUGAGCAGGUGACUGAUGUGGUGCCUGGAGUGGUGGAGCCCUCACCCAAGCAUACCCCAAACACAUCUGACAAUGAGAGCAGUGAUACUGAGACCUACACUAGUGGUGCAAGCCCUUCAAAGCAGCCCACGGGCAGUGGUGGCAGCAGCAAACUUGUACGUAAGGAGGGCGGGUUGGAUGACAGUGUGUUCAUUGCUGUGAAGGAGAUAGGCCGUGACCUCUACCGAGGGCUGCCCACAGAUGAACGUUCCCAGAAGCUGGAGUUAAUGCUUGACAAGCUGCAGCAGGAAAUUGAUCAGGAGCUGGAACACAAUAAUGCCCUCCUGCUGGAGGAGAGGGAGGCCACAGACGCACGGCGCAAAGCCCUCAUCAGUACUGCCCUGUCCAAGUCUGGGGAGCGACUCCAGGCCCUCACCCUGCUAAUGAUCCACUACCGGGCAGGCAUCGAAGAUCUGGAGUCAGUGGAGAGCAUUUCUCCUUCAGAGCAGCAAGGCUUUAAAGGCAAAGGAGAAGGCCUCGAGGAAGAAGCCCUGAUGGGGACAGAGGUCUAUGACAGUGACAUAUGCAGCCCUGUGGAGGUACAACUGCUGGAUGACAUUACUGAGGAGCAGAUCUGUGUGGAGGCACUCCACUAAAUAAGACCUGAAAAAAAAAAAAAGAGGACCAUGUGCUUUGGACUUGCGCCUCCUUGCAAAAAUUAUAUGUGGUUUUUGAUUUUGAGACUGGGGGAAUUCAGAAGUCCAUUUUAAUUAUCAGUGAUGUUGGGCUCCAGUGUUUGAUUCCCACCUUUUUUUUUUUUUUCUUGUAAAAUGAAAGGAUCGUUAAAGGAUUUUCCUUCCUAAGGAUUUAUGGUGAACCCAUUAUGGAUUCAUUGAUUUGCUUAGUGCGAUGCUGUUUCUAUGCUCUAGGUUUUUAAAGGGAAGCUUGAAAGCUACUCCAUUAUCUGCCCUCAGCAGUGCUUCAUGUUUAUCUUACAGUUUUCUUUUUCUGUGGCAUCAAAAUAUCAUUGUAAGCUUGAAUUCAGGUUGCUUUGCUGUUUUGCUGUCUGUAACUGCUUUGACAUUAGGACUACUUUACACAUGACUUUGAUCGAAUGGUCUGAAUCAUCUAAAUUUUGGAAAGGAAAAAUAACGUUUAAUAUUUGUUUGCUUUGAGUAACAAGCCCAUAUGAAGGUGACGUAAGCAGGUUUAGACAUUCACAGUGAUGGAACGAUUCAUACGUCUAAGGACCCUGCAAGCAGUCAUUAAUGUCUUUUGUUUUGUGCACUUUUUACUGUAUAUUUGAAUUUUAGAAGUGACUUUCCCUGCUCACUAUGCUCUUGGGGAUUUCAGCAGCUGCAUAAUUGUCAGUGAUUUGCUUUUUUGUUAUUGGUUAUUUAGUUUUCUUUGGUUAGGAUAAAUAUCUUUGACUUUGUAACCAUUUCCUAUCCUUGGGAGGGCGUAAGAUGUAUUUACCUGGGGUGGAAAUUUUAAAUCAAUUCCUAUUUGCUUAUUAUUAUUUAUUAUUAUCAUUAGUAACCGUUUGUAUAUUUUUUUGUCUUGCCAAGUCAAGUUUUGUUCAGAGCACGGCUUAUGAAACGCAACUAUGGCACAUUGCUUAAUGAUACUAACUACCAUGGGUGCAAUGUGAGAAAGGCACAUAAUUGACUUUUUUUUUGGAUUGAUCUCAGAGUGAAUGGAGCCUGUGUGAUGUUACCAUUCUCCCAACUUUUUUAAAAAUUGGUUUCGUAAGUGUGCAUGUUAUGUGUGUAUGAAGAUGACGUCCAUGCUUUAUGGAGCGAUGUGAAGUCGUGCAGUUCAUUUGCCUUCAGGAGUUGGUUUCAAGCCCAAAUGAAUGUAUGUUCCUUUUCUGUGUUUUGUGUAUAUGCAGCUGCUUGGCACCGCCUCCCCCCAGUCGCCUUUCCUGGACGUAGCCUGUCACAGUGAUUCUAUCAUAACCGGCUACAGCUUCCAAAAUGCUAUGCUGUUUGUCUACCUUUUACACCCUUAAACAGCCAUUGGAAAAUAAUUGUUUUUGAGGAGAGAAUAUUUAACUUUUAUGUAUCAAGAGGAAAAAUCUACCCUUCACACUGGAAAGGUUUCAAACCUACCUUGGUGGUGAUGGGGUUUUCUUUCUGUAUGCUGAUGCUUGUUUUGCCAUUCACUGCAGCAGCACACAUUUGGAGCAGAGGCUGAUGGUAGAUACUCAGUGAGAUUGAGUUUGAUAGCUUUCUAAAAAUACCAUCUGCUUUCAGGAGGUGUUGGUAUCAGUCUGUCAGAACUGUGAUGUUUAGCAAGCAUACAAGGAAAACUUAAUUUCUGCAAAUAUACAAAUAUAGGGCCAAUGUUUGACUGGAAAAUGACUGAAAACAGCCAUGUAAAAAACAACAACAACAAAAAAAUCACAAUCCAGGAAUUCUAGUUGGAGGAAUUGAUCCAUUAUUUUGCCUGCUCAUCAGAAGAUAUAAUGCUGCACAGUGGUAAAGGUUAUUGAAUAUUAAUGGCAAUACAUUGUUUAUGCUACACAGUAAUCCACCAGGACUACACUUUGGUAAACAUCCGUGACGCUACACUGUGUUGUGGCAAAAGUUGAGACGGUUUCAACUUUUUUUUCCCUAAAACUGUGUUGGCACAUCUGUUGUGCCUCCACAGUGGUCGCAUUUAAAUUUAUAGGGAGGCAGCACUUUCUUAAGCAGCACCAAUGUCCAUCUAAACACAUUUAGGCUACAUCCACACCAGUUUUCAGUUUUAAAUGCCAUUUUAAAACAAAAUAACGUUCAUAUAGACGAGUCUUGUGGCACCUUUUCAAAAAAUCUCCGUCCACGUUGGCAUGCCUGACAAGAUGCGUCACAUGACCAUUCACGUACACUGGGCCAUAGGGGUGCCAGUGUUAAUACGAAGCUGACGUUUGUAGAAAAUGCUAGUAAGAAAAACAGAUAUUAUCUUAAAGGCGUUACAGUUUCUAGCAGAGAAAACUAGAUCAGCAAUGAUUGUAGUUUGUUGUCGAUGUAGAAUUAGACCCUGGAACUCCAGGCAUAUGUCUUUGGUUCUUGUGGAAAGUGGUCACAUGAUAACUGAUGAAUCAGUGAUGAGACCCAGUCAGAAGAAGAACAUGGGCGUCUGCGUCAUUGUCUCCAAAAGCCUACAUUUCUGCCCGUCCAGAGUAAAAUACCCUUGUGUUAUUUUAAGACUCAAACAAUGUAUCAGACAAUCUCAUUAGGCCCAAUUUACAUAGUGAACAGGUGUGCUGAGGUGCAGAUGUGUCAUUUUUGCCUUAAUAUUUCUUCUCUCUACGUUUUUUCUGCAACUACUUGUGAAUAUUAAGUAAUGUUUUUGAGGAGAAGCUGUAACUGUGGUCCCAUUUGUACAAUUUGUGGCGUUAAGACUAUAGAGACACAAGGGUCUUAGAGAGUUUAGACAUUUGAAACAGGAACAUGAAUACUUUUGUUUUGAGACGUGUUGGAUGACACGUUGGGUAAACUAAGCAUACAGAGGCCUUUAGGUUUGGGGUUUCCAGCCUUUAUAGCAAUGGAAAACAUUUUUUAAAAUAUACUACAUUGUUAUGAAUCAGUUACUUCGAACCCUUUCUUAUUCUAAAAUAACAAAUAGGUUGGAACAUCAAGUAGGUGAACACGCACAUUGAGGUCCUUUAUCUGCCCUACCUACCCUGACAAACCUGCUCUCAAAAUACUGCACUCAUAUUAGCCAGCUGGUUGCAGCAGUCAUAUGACUACAGCACUCGUCACAUUGUUACGUUGAAGGUGAACGACUGACGGGUUGGUAGACUGAAGACAUGGUUCAGUUAAAGCCAGUCUGGUGUUGUGAGCCUGGAAUAACACAGCUGCAAAGGAGUGUAUGCUAGCCUAAAAUCUGCUGCAAAUCUUAAGCAUUGCAUUUAAAAACCCAAGCUAACACAAUAUUAAGGCAACAACAAAAAUAACAAACUGCACUAAACAGCAGUUGAGGGUAGAUUUUUCCUUGCAUGCAGUGUAACUCUAAAAAAAAGACUUAAUCAUGUAGACUAAGAGGAAGCAAAGGCACAUUUCCUUUUCAGUGUCGUAAACAUGUUGCUUAUGUAUAUACUGGCUCACUGGCUGCUAUACUUGUCAAUCUCUGUAUAUCCAGAUUUUUUGUGCAAUAUUUUUGUAGGAAAUGAAGCUGAUAAUCAGGAAUGAAUCCCCAUGUCUGUGUUUUUUCUUCUUUUCUCUUUAAAUGUGUGACGUCUGUGUGCCCAUCCGUCUGGUAAUGUAACCUGGGGGGUUUUUUGGGGACCAAUGAAAAACCUCCAAGGAGUUGAGUUCAUACCAUAAACAUCUCUCUUGGCCUAAGAAGCACUGCUUUUGCUGCUGUUGUUGUUACGGUGUGUAUUUCCACAGAACUCAUAUUCACAUGCUUCUGCCUCCUCCCCCAGCCCUAACCUUUGAACCUGCUCAUGCAGUGUGAGUGCCCACCACGCAGCUUUCAGGAGGUCAACAUCUUGUUUGUUUCUUUUUUCUUCUUCUUCUUCUUUUUUUUUGUUGUGUAUGUGAAGGAUAUUGUACAACAGUUUUCGAGAAAGGUUCAUCUUAUGAAGCUUUAUUGUACAUAACCUAAAUAAACGAGAUCAAAUGAAA
Molecule: messenger RNA, 7728 nt
Organism: Stegastes partitus (bicolor damselfish)
Lineage: Eukaryota; Metazoa; Chordata; Actinopteri; Pomacentridae
Gene: pdzd8
Product: PDZ domain containing 8
Exons: 5
Coding region: 124-3771 (1215 amino acids)
Biological process (GO): mitochondrial calcium ion homeostasis
Cellular component (GO): mitochondria-associated endoplasmic reticulum membrane contact site
Molecular function (GO): lipid binding; protein binding
Source: RefSeq, a predicted model, not a curated record